Messenger RNA from Haliotis rubra (blacklip abalone), 3517 nucleotides. Its product is annotated as splicing regulatory glutamine/lysine-rich protein 1-like. Lineage: Eukaryota; Metazoa; Mollusca; Gastropoda; Lepetellida; Haliotidae. The record is from RefSeq and is a predicted model, not a curated record. The transcript is spliced from 7 exons. Bases 441 to 1637 code for a protein of 398 amino acids.
CUUCAUUACCAACGAUGCUGCUAUUAUCAUUCAGAGAAACCUUAAGCUCAAAAGCAGACUAAGGCCGACUUCUUCAAAGGGGGAGAGUCAAGUCGCCGAAGAGACGGGAUUCGAACAGGUUAGAGGUACUGUCACCAGAGAAGGUCGAGCCGCGAGAGGAGACAGAAGAGGUUCAUAUUGAGAGUGAAAAUGUGAAAGAUGAGGAUUCCAAGCCUGAUCCUGUUUCAACAACUGUGAGUUUACAGGCUCAGCGGAAGCAAACACCCGAAACUAAGGAUGUGAAAUCAACGGACUCAAAGAAAACUGAGAAUACACCUGCAGAUAAACAAAAGAGUCCAAAUAGAACUGUGGAUUCAGUGGAUAAUGACAAUAAAACGUCUCCUCAUAGGAAGGGGAUUUUGAAACCAGCCAAGGAGAACGGCAAAGUUAACGCGGAAUCGAUGGGGUCGAGCCCUACAAAACAGACAAAGAAAGACGUGAAAGAUGUGAAAGGUGUUCCUGAAGUCACCGCCGCCAAUGGUACAGCCGAUACGAAUUCUCACAACAGUGUAGAUUCUGGGGAGUUCUACCGGGCCAGCUCACAAAGGGAGAGCCACACGUCCGAACCACGGACUCGAUCCAGGAUGUCCAAGAGCAGCAGAAUACUGGCCCAGGAGGUACAGGCGAGUGUGAGGCGGUAUGAGGAGGAGAGACGCGCAGUCAGGGAGUAUCACCAGUUAAGGAGGGCCCAGAUUUACACCGGCCCCCUCUACGACAUCGCCCUCUUCAGCAGCAGCUUCCACCAGAACAACAGGGAAGAGGCUUUCGGUACCCAUGACAAUGACCGACCUGCCAAGAGGCAAACCUUCUACUCAAUGUCACAUUCCAGUGAACAUGUCAACGGUGACAUGGAGUUCUCGUCUCGGACUGACGAUCACACACAGGCGAGAGCUUCGGGAAAGGCUCAGAAGGCUAAAGUGAAGUCAGAUUCAAACCUUGCAAGACAGCCAUCAUUAACGAGGAAACCAAAGAAAAUGAACCAAAAAUCCAACGAGGACAGACAGCAGAAAGAAAAGGAUGUUGAACAUCUGGCCAAUCGGACCGAGCAGCUGUAUACUGACCUCAACAACAAGGCCGCUGCCAGUGUCCAGUCCGCCAAACAGAUGAACAAUGAACUCAGGUCUUCCAUUGACCAGGACGCUAACAGGGGCAAGAGGGCCACUCCACAAAACGGGCAUAGUAUUGAGAACGAAACGAAGAAGAGUCGCAGGGAACGACAGAGAGAUGAACAGAAACGCAAGGAAGAGGAGUUCCACCGUCUCCUGGUCAAGGCUUACAGACCGGACACGUGCUUGUCGGACCAGAAAGGUAAAGACGGAUCAGGGAGAGGCAGAAACUCGGCCAUGGGUCUAACCCGGUCUAAGACCAUGGUGUCUACACAGGGCACACCCUCCCACUCCAGACCCGUGUCCGUCUACUCCAAGCGCUCCACCGCCAGUCAGCCCCGCACUUCCAGACCUACCACCACCAUCAUGACCCCUUACGGCACACGCAGAGUUCCCACUGGGGAACAAACAGUCCUUCCUGUUAUUGACACGAAACAAGACGACAAGACGAAACAAAAUGGGAAACAUCCUCUGAAGGAGUCCGAAGUUUGACGACACUUGGCUCUAUCCUGAAGCCAGCUGGACUUCUUGUAACUGUUUAUUAAAGAUCUCUGUGAUAAUACUUGUGACUGUUUGCGUGAUGCCUAUGGCUGAUAGUGUGUGGAAGAAAUUUUAUGAAUAUUCGUGGAUACAAGAUGCAUUUUCAAAUCAGGAGUGUAGCUAGGUGUUUAAUGCAUAAAUAUAAACAACAAUUACAAAGUGAAAGGUUUUUUCCCAUUUUUUUCACUGAAUGAAAGGUCUUCUAUGUAGAUACACCAUUCCCUGUCCGGUGCUGAUGAUAACACACUGUUGAUUGUGGACAGUGGUGACAUUUAUCACUUCAUUGGUCACUUCAUUGUAAUUUUUAACUAAUUUGUGCAGACAUUUGAUUCAAAUUCCCAUGUGUUGCAGAUUAGUUGAAAGUCUUGAUCUUUCACCUUAGACAAUGAUUCUGAUAGUUUUAGAUAUUACGAGGAGGAAUGUUCACAGAACGGUGAGUCGACUGGUCAGUCGCCUGUCCUAGUUUUCGAUUCAGACUUGGGUCCAAUAUGUUUCGCCCUUUCGUCUUUUAGAAGCGACCUGUCUUAAAAUCAUAUAACAGAACCGUGAAAGUCGUACAUUGAACCUAUAUGUGACACUGUCCAGUAAAACCGAUUUCACUACUGACAAUAUGAGGUUUAUGUUUCCACGUAGUGGUUUUCUAUGGAGACAUAUAGCCAAUAUAUAGUUUGCCAAAGAUACACCUUCAGCAUCACUGGUGCCAAACCCCUGUAGAAGCAGCAUUAGUCUGGUUAGAACGUUGUAUCAUGUCUAAGCCAUGGUAACUUCUGGUUGCAGAACUGUUAGAGGUAUUACUUCAUGUACAUGCAAAGUUUAGGUUUGAUGUAUUUAUCUAUUGUUUCUUAUGACCCUCGACCCUUAUUAUUAUUAUGUUCAAAAUGAAUGAAUACCGCAAAGGGAGAUCUUGGUAGUGUCAAGUGUUGGUUAAGCUCAUCAGUUCGGGGUAUUGAUGUUGGUCAGUCUUGCUAAAAUUAUUACAUUAUCUAGAUUUCAUAUUUGCUAUAUUAUCAUUAUUAAUUGGUGUUCAAAUGUCUUAAAAUACAAUAUUUUGCACAUGCAAGACCGUCAGAUUCGCAAUGGAGUGACCCGCUUUAUAUUUCGUGCCCCACAGUUCGUGAGCAAAAAGAUUCUCGUGGUGCAUUAAAAUCAAGUUUAAUGUUACAGAUUACUGACCUUUUCUGAAAAUAUUCUUGAUCUGUAACCAUUCAAGAAACAUUGCCUCUCUCCUAUGCUGACUGACCCCUAAACACAUGUGUUAUUAGCGUUAACCGUUUGAAAUGAGCAUCUGUCAGCUAUGUGAAACCUCCUGGAUAUAUUGGUUCCAAGCGGAAUCUGUACUUGCAUGCAUGCGUUUUUUACACUCCACCAUUCCUAACUACGGAUACACGUUCGACUGACCAUACUUUGAGCUGACGAAUGAUGGACUGAACGCCAUGCCACCGCGGGCAUGUCACCGGUUGAACACUGUGUGCUAGUUCAGCAACCGACUCUACCACUGAAGUUCACGUUCAUUUGGUAGUCAUGACAGCAACUUGUUCCGUUGGUUGUUGUUUUGCAUACAAAUCAGUACUGCUGAAUUCAAAGUAGCUAUGCAAAUCUUUAGUUAUGCCACGUUCUUCGAUGUUCCUAUAUAUUUAUAUGCAUGUAGCAUGUCAGCAUUGACCUCUUUCGUUGUACACAUCUGAACAGCCAAACCAUUGCCCAUCGCGUGAAGACGAGUUGGGACCACCAGCUCGGACAUUGUCGAUUUUACCUGAUUUUAUUUAUCUGAUCGGGUAAUAUAACGAAUAUUUGUACAUACUGUUAAUUUAUAAUACAAUAUUUCAAAUGAA